AAUUCCGUCCUUUCAACCGCAUAUGAGAAACGGCGACACCUCUCUCUCUCUCUCUCUCUCUCUCCAUAUAUAAAAUUCGUAAUUCAGCCUCUCAAACCUCACUCCUACUUAACCUGCGCCACUUCUCAUAUCCUGCGCCUACCGUACCACUCAUUUCCCUCCGAAUCUGAAAUGAGGAGCUCUUCCACCGACUCUCUCCCUACAAUCUUCUUCCUCUUCUGUCUCCUUCUCUGCUUCUCUUUCCUCUCUUCUCUCUCCCUCUCCCUCGUCGGACCCCAAGAACAGACGGCCCAGAUCAAUGCCACUGAAUCCGGCUCGGGAUCGAAGGAGGACAGCUUUGCAGACAUGAUCGAUCGGGCCCUCGAGAAAGAAUUCCCUGAGAACGAGCAGACUGGAGAAACUGAUGCUGGCAGUUUUAACAACAGUGUAGCUGGACAGCAGGCUGUUUUGGAAACUGUAGCUAGAGUCAAGUCCAAGAAAAAUGAUACCAAAGAGGAGAAGUCAUUUCAAUUUCAUGAUGUUUUCAAUUUGGAUAAUGAGAACCGUGAAGAGGAAACCCCAACCUUAAUAGAUCGGAAGGACAAUGUUUUUAUUAUAUCUAAUCGCAAAUCAAAAUAUCCCGUUCUACAAUUGGACUUAAGGUUGAUAUCAGAUCUUGUAGUGGUCAUUGUAUCUGCAACUUGUGGCGGCAUUGCCUUUGCUUGUUUGGGACAACCGGUUAUUACUGGAUAUUUGCUAGCUGGCUCGGUUAUCGGGCCUGGGGGUUUUAGUUUUGUCAGUGAAAUGGUUCAGGUUGAGACGGUUGCUCAAUUUGGUGUAAUAUUCCUUCUCUUUGCAUUGGGCUUGGAGUUCUCUACAACAAAGCUUCGAGUUGUUCGAGCAGUUGCUGUUCUAGGAGGCCUACUGCAAAUUUUCCUAUUUAUGUGCUUGUGUGGCAUAACAGCCUCGUUGUGUGGUGGUAAACCUUCAGAGGGGGUAUUUGUUGGAGUAUUUUUGUCAAUGUCUUCAACAGCUGUGGUUUUGAAGUUCUUGAUGGAAAAAAACAGUAUUAAUGCCCUUCAUGGUCAAGUUACCAUUGGCACCCUUAUUCUCCAGGAUUGUGCUGUUGGCUUGCUGUUUGCACUGCUUCCAGUUCUUGGUGGUACUUCUGGUGUCCUUCAAGGAGUAAUAUCCAUGACCAAGUUGAUGGUUGUGCUGUGUACAUUUUUGGGUAUUUUGUCUAUAUUAUCUCGUACGUGCGUUCCACGGUUUCUUAAGCUGAUGAUCAGUCUUUCGUCACAGACUAAUGAACUUUAUCAACUGGCAGCAGUUGCAUUUUGUUUAAUUGUUGCUUGGUGUAGUGACAAGUUGGGUCUAAGCCUUGAAUUGGGCUCAUUUGCUGCGGGAGUGAUGAUAUCGACUACUGAUCUUUCACAACAUACCCUUGAACAGGUUGAACCCAUCCGCAACUUCUUUGCUGCACUUUUUCUCGCCAGCAUUGGAAUGUUGAUCCAUGUCCAUUUCCUUUGGAACCAUGUGGAUAUUUUACUAGCAGCUGUUAUUUUGGUGAUCAUUGUAAAAACAAUUGUUAUCACCUCGGUUGUCAAGGGAUUUGGCUAUACCAAUAAGACUUCAGUUCUGGUUGGCAUCUCUCUUGCACAAAUAGGAGAAUUUGCUUUUGUUCUUCUCAGUCGUGCUUCUAAUCUUCAUCUGGUUGAGGGUAAACUGUAUUUGCUGCUUCUUGGCACAACAGCUCUUAGUCUGGUGACUACGCCAUUUCUUUUCAAGUUGAUACCUGCAGUCAUACAUCUCGGAGUGCUGAUGCGGUGGUUCUCACCCGAUAGCAGUCAGAUCGAGAUGGGGUUUAAAGGCGAAAACCUUCGCGCAGACAGUGCUAAGCGUAUUGCUUUGAUGGUCCAAGGCUCUCAUGAUUCAUGAAAAAAAAAAAAUGCACGAAAAUGGAAUUCCUGCUUUUACCUGAUGGGCUUCUUACUACUCUGGGGGACAGGUACCUAAGAGUGCAAAGGAGAUUGACUGAUUCCCAUUUUUCCUACAAGCGCUCAUCUCAUCACGUCUCCUCACAUUCCUGGCCAAGUGAGCUGAGCUGUGCCCACGAGAAGUGAAUACACGUGGUAAAGGGAUCGAAAAGGCAUAGGAGCUUGACAGAUUUUUGAAGCUCGACCUUUGAUCAGGUCAUCUUACUCACCCACGUGUCAAUUUUGUGUAAAAUAGUUUUUGACUUUGUGAUGUAUUUGAUUUUAUUUUUUGACGGGUUUGUAGAAAAUUAAAAUUCGUGUUCCAGCUGUGAAAUUGUAGAAUAUAUAACCAUUCAUGUAGUUUAUCUGAAGUAAGAUCUCUGGGAAGUAGCAGCAACCAUCCAUUCAA
This is a messenger RNA of Magnolia sinica, 2364 nucleotides long. RefSeq names its product K(+) efflux antiporter 6-like. Lineage: Eukaryota; Viridiplantae; Streptophyta; Magnoliopsida; Magnoliales; Magnoliaceae. The coding region runs from base 172 to 1917 and encodes 581 amino acids. Gene Ontology annotation, molecular function: potassium:proton antiporter activity. The transcript is spliced from 20 exons. Gene Ontology annotation, cellular component: membrane. Gene Ontology annotation, biological process: proton transmembrane transport; potassium ion transmembrane transport. The record is from RefSeq and is a predicted model, not a curated record.